AUGCUUAAGCCUAGCCCCGCAGUUGUUGAUGCUCUAGCAGCGUUGGAGGGGGAAGGAGAGGAGAAGAGAGGGAGAAGAGGAGAGAAGGAGCAGUGGAGGCUGGCUGGUGAAGAGCUGGUGAAUCCAGUGAGUAACGGAGUUAUAGUGGCGGCUGUUGGGGUGACGGGCUCAGAUGGCUCGUUGCCUGCAGGAGGGGAUGAUCCUGCUGCGGCGAAUGAUGCUGCUGCUGCUGCUGCUGCUGCUGCUGCUACCACUGCUGUUGCUGCUGCUGCUGGUAGCAGUGGUGGAAAUCUGACGAAUGGGGAGAAGGAGGAGGAGGGUGGUGGGCCGGCGGGAGCAGCAGCAGGAGGGGUGUCGCAGGCGUGGCUUGGGUUGAUGGAUGCACAGGUUGAUGUGAUGAGCGUGUCCCGCCCGCUCUCCUCGCACCCCUUCCUGCACACCACCUUCACCCCCAGUGACUACUCCACUGAGUUCUACAUCAUUCGGCACGGGGAGGCAGCGCACAACGUUUCAUCGCUCAUCGGGGGUCGUUCCCAUGACGCCCCGCUCACAGCGCUGGGGCAGCAGCAGGCGAAGCUGCUGGGGGCCUACCUGCGGGACUAUGCGGGGCUGCGCUUUGAUGCCAUCUUCUCCUCGCCCAUUGAGCGCUCCAAGCAGACGGCUCUCAUCGUCUGUGAGGAGAUAGGGGAGGCGGAGAGCCGCAUUCAGUACUCGGACGAGCUGCAGGAGCUGUCGCAGGGGUCAUGGGAGCGGCAGCCGCGGCGGAGCAUCUACCAGCAGGGCGUGCUGGAGCAGAUGACUGCCGCGCAGCCUGACUUCCGCGCCCCUGGGGGGGAGUCCCAGCGCCAGCCGCGGCGGACCAUCUACCAGCAGGGCGUGCUGGAGCAGAUGACUGCCGCGCAGCCUGACUUCCGCGCCCCUGGAGGGGAGUCCCAGCGCCAGCCGCGGCGGGCCAUCUACCAGCAGGGCGUGCUGGAGCAGAUGACUGGCAGGCUGAGGGAGGGGAAAGGAGGGGGCAGGGAGUGGGAAGGAAGUGGGACGGGAUGGGGAGAGAAGCAGGGGGUCGGGUGCUGUGUGCCUGCCUGUGUGUCUGUGUCUGUGGAGUUCCGCAUGGUGGGGUUCAUCAACAGUGUGCUCUUCGCCCGCCAGGCCAGCACCUCAUCUCCUGAAUCGACUCAACGGUCCUCCCUCCCCUCCCCGUCCCCCCUCUUCCCACCUCUCCCCACCAGUCACCUCCCAGGUGGAGUUCCGCAUGGUGGAGUUCAUCAACAGCGUUCCCAAUAA
Closterium sp. Naga37s-1 is the source of this 1284-nucleotide messenger RNA. The record is from the annotation of a GenBank genome assembly. NCBI's taxonomy places the organism in Eukaryota, Viridiplantae, Streptophyta, Zygnematophyceae, Desmidiales, Closteriaceae.